Salvia hispanica is the source of this 1505-nucleotide messenger RNA. RefSeq names its product transcription factor MYBS3-like. Gene Ontology annotation, biological process: response to ethylene; response to gibberellin. Gene Ontology annotation, molecular function: DNA binding. Lineage: Eukaryota; Viridiplantae; Streptophyta; Magnoliopsida; Lamiales; Lamiaceae. The record is from RefSeq and is a predicted model, not a curated record.
UUACCCAUAAAACUAUUACACGCAAACUCACCCACAGACAACCUCUCUCUCCUUUUCACUCCCGAGUCUCCCUCUUUGGAUCAGCCCCUCUCUCUCUAUAUCUAUAUCUGCAUCCACACACACCAGAGCUCGGUGUACUCACAUAGCCAACAAAUCCCAUUUUCUAUCGGAUCUUAGAAUUUUUUUUAUUUUUAAUUUAAAUCAACGAUCCGGUUUGUACCAAAUCGAGCUCCUCCCGUUUGCAUCGCUGCUUCGGCAAUGACGAGGAGGUGCUCGCAUUGCAGCCACAACGGCCACAAUUCCCGCACGUGCCCGAAUCGAGGGGUGAAGCUGUUCGGAGUCCGAUUGAUCGAUGGCUCGAUUCGGAAGAGCGCGAGUAUGGGCAACUUGACCCAUUACAUGGGCGGCGGCGGGAGUGGAAGUGGAAGCGCCACGCCGCUAAGCGGCGCUGCUCUUGACUCUCCGGCGGACACGCCCGACCACCCCUCUGCUGGCUCCGCCGCCGCCGAGGGCUACGCGUCUGAAGACUUCGUCGCUGGGUCUUCCUCCAGCCGCGAGAGGAAGAAAGGAGUGCCAUGGACAGAAGACGAACAUAAGUUAUUUCUGCUUGGCUUGCAAAAGCUCGGCAAAGGUGAUUGGCGUGGCAUUGCACGGAACUAUGUUAUGACUAGAACUCCUACUCAGGUUGCUAGCCAUGCCCAAAAGUACUUCAUCAGACAAAGUAAUAUGUCUAGGAGGAAAAGACGCUCAAGCCUAUUUGAUAUUGUUGUCGAUGAAGAAGCAGCCGAUAAUACUCUGGUGUCAAGGGAUUUUCUCCCCGUGAACCCUUCUCAAGCUGAGACACAAAGCAGCACUCCAGCAGCAGCACCUACUGCUAUGGAUGAAGAAUGUGAGUCCCUGGAAUCUGCAAACUCCAACGACGGGGACACUGCUCUGACAAACCUGGAGGGCUCCCAAUAUCCUUACCCCGUCAUGUAUCCUGCUUAUGUUGCUCCACUCUUCCCGGCACCCAUCCAGUUUUGGCCAGGAUACACUACCGAGCCUAUCAAAGCCGAAACCCAUGAAGUGGUGAAGCCGACUGCUGUCCAUUCGAAGAGCCCCAUCAACGUCGACGAGCUCGUCGGCAUGUCCAGUCUGAGCUUAGGAGAAUCCAUCGGCGAUGGUGGCCCGUCAGCCCUCUCGCUUAAACUCGUCGAAGGCUCAACGAGGCCGUCUGCGUUUCAGGCAAAUCCAGCUUCUGGCACUUCAGGCAUGAACUCUAAUAGUCACAAUCCAAUCCAUGCCCUCUAGAAUGGUGAAAAAAGAACAUGUUGAUUGUGAAGUGGGAUCACUUUGAAGGUCUCUUUGUUAAUAGAAGAAGAUGAUAGUGUUUAGAGUGGUUUGGUUAAGUUAUAAUUUUAUUUGUUAGGUUGUCAUAAUAAGUGUGUUUUAGGAAGGAUUAACUCAGCCUCAACUUUGUAGACACCAGAAGACUUGUUUUUCAAAUUAUUGAAUCUUUCACAGCU